GAUGAUGUAGGUAAUAGUCAGUGGUGAGGCCGCCUCGCGGGCCGUCGACAGUGUUGAAUUAACAGGUGUCUCGUUCUCUAUCAACAAGUUAUCAAAGCUUUAUCGGUGUUACUCAACUCUUAUCCGCUCCCCUAAUUUUAUACGUAUUUUUACUCUCCCACUUGUCUCAUCUCGUUUCGUAUAAAUACAUAUCACAUAUAUUUAAAGUAAAGUAUAUACUGUAUAUUGUUCGUUUUAUAUUUUUUGUUUAACGUGACAAAUAACAUGAUGUCGGAAACGGUGGUGACUGUCCAAGAUGGUUCUACCAACAAUGCGAACAAUCCUCGUCAGGGACCGACUGUCAAAACGGAGCCUGGACAGCCGAGUCUCAUCGCUGGAAUCACGAUAAAUUUACCUUACUUCAAGACUAUUCCUGGAAUUUUAAAGCUUGUGCAGUUGGGUCUUGGGAUUAUUUGCAUGGCAUGCGCGUCUCCGGCGUAUAUUCCUGCGACGAGUUGGUUCUUAUUUGUUGCAACGACAUCCUUCUUAGCCACCCUCUUGUGGAUCUUCGUUUACCUCCUCUCAAUACGGGAGGCUCUAAAAAUACGUAUCCACUGGAUCUUAACGGAGUUGCUGAACACAGGAAUAAUAUCUGUUCUCUACGUCAUUGCUUUUAUAGUCCAAUUAGCUGUGUGGAGUUCUUACAGCAAUAACCAUUACGGCAUCAAGUCAUCGAAUAUUGCCGCUGGGGUGUUUGGAAUUUUCAAUACCAUAGCUUACGCUGCGGGAACGUACUUCCUCUAUGUCGAACACAAGAGCAAUAACUCACAGUGAGGAUAAAGUACCUGUUUAAUUUUAAAUCGUAUCAGCAUAAAAUAAUAUUACGCAGGAUAUUUACCUGAUGUUUAAAUAAAAGCCAUCAGCUGCUACCAGGUCUUAAUGCUCCACAUCAACACGUGCAAAGUCCAUUUUUAAAUAAAUAAAUAAAUAUAAUAUACAUAUAUUUAUAAAUCUACGUAAAUAAUAUUACAUAUUAAUAAUAAUAAUGAACAAAAAAAUAUGAAAAUUAAAAAGCUUAAAGAUAACUAUCGGUUAAUUAACUCAUACUUCCUCACACUAGAUUUUAUUGAAACAAUUAAAUCAAAAUCUUAAUUUUUUUAUCGCUCUUAUUUUCUCGUUUAUAUAUAUUGUAUAUUUAUAAUGAUUUGUAAAACAAAAACUGUCAUAGGAUUUAUGAGUGCGACUGAUAAAGUACAAAGGGUUAAAUAUUUUUACCAACAAUUGCUGGUUAUUAGAGCAAUAAAUAAUUAUUAUUUAAUUAAAGAGUUUUGAAUUUAUACGAAACUCGCCAGCAGUUUAUCGAAUCAGUCACAAAUCUUGUACGGCAAAAAAUUUCUUUAUAAAAAGCUUACGUAGUUAGUUAUAUAUUUUUCUCUCACUUCAUUUAUUCUUUUCUAUACUUAAUCAUCAACUCAUAUGACGAUUUUUAUCUUAUUUUUAUUUACAAUUAGUCACACUAAUUACUACAAUAUACGUACGAUAAUAUAAUAUAUACAUAUAUAAUAUACACUGUAAAAAAUCGCGAGUGAAUUGGAAUUUUAUUUGAAUUCGAAUUCAAUCCGUCGGAGUUUCGGAGUUUUGUAAAAAAUUAUUCUGGAUACAGAGUCAAUAUGGAACUUGUCUCUUCAGCGGAGUGAUUUUGGAGGGAUUUUUAUUUUAUUUAAAUCCACAUUCACUCCGAUUCCGAGUUUUACUCCGAGGGAAUUAAAUAAAUACGCAGUCAUCUGCUCCGAAUUUACUCCGGAUUUAAUCUGCUUUCACUCCGCAAAUUUUUUACAGUAAAUAAUUACACCUGUAUUCUAAAUUAAAUUUAUCAAGUCUCAUGUACAUAAGACUACAUAUAUAUAUAUUCUUAUAUAAAUCAAUAUUUCUAUACGUCUAUAUAAUUUGAUGAUCGAUAAAUUCGGACCAACACGAAAGCUUUGCCAACAAAUUUGUAUUUUGUAAUAAAAUUAUACAGAAUUUUGAAAAAAAAAAA
Molecule: messenger RNA, 2017 nt
Organism: Microplitis mediator
Lineage: Eukaryota; Metazoa; Arthropoda; Insecta; Hymenoptera; Braconidae
Product: MAL-like protein
Exons: 4
Coding region: 265-813 (182 amino acids)
Cellular component (GO): membrane
Source: RefSeq, a predicted model, not a curated record